UUUUCCCGUGACUCUCAAGAUACUGUCCAACCGCUGUAACUGAAGCUGCUGGAAGUGAAUGCGCUCCUGUUCUUUUUUCACUUUUCUGCUGCUGUUCGUGCUCCCGCGCAGAAUUCUCUUCAUUUUCAGCCCGCCUUCGCUUUGCUUGUUGUUUUUUUUUAUUUGCUAGAGGGAGCCACGCUACUUCACUCGUUUGUUACUGCAAAAGCAUCGCUUGGAUACAGGAAGUGCCUGAAAAUCUUCACUUUGCAAGAUUUAAGUGAUGUAUCACGCUGAAUUCGAUGUCGCUCGACAGAAACCCACAACUCCUCAUUGUGUAAAGUGUUCAUCCAUCCUUGUUAAUGAGGGUUAUUCAGUGACAGACCAACGGGAGACACAAGCGUCGUGGAACAGUUUACUUUCUGUAACGUCCAAACCACAGUUUUCAGAACUCAGAAAUUCUUGCACCAUGCGCACGAUGCUACAGAACUUCUACUCUCCUCCUCAGAUGCAUAUCGCAGCCCCUUUCCCCUUGCUUCCGCAUCCUUUUGUCGCAAUGAUCGAAUGUACUAAACACGUGGGAGGGUACCCGAUUUUUAUGACAGAAACUACUCAGACUCCGGAAGUGGGUCAAGAGAAGACUGUAAGUUCUGAUGACAAAUCAGAAAAAAAGGCGAUGGUAUUUGACUUAUCCACUUCUCUGUCUAAAAAGAAACCUAGGUUUGAUUUUGCUAGAUUAGCUGAAUCCGCUACGUCUAAAGACGAAGAUCUGGAUUGUUUACACCCCAAAUCCUUAGACCUUCAAGGACAGAGCAAUCCAUCCCAGACAUCAAUGUCUGCGAUCAUUGCCAGCCGUACCUUUCCACUAGUGACGCCUUACUACACCAAUUUAGGCACUGGACUGUUCAACCAUAAAGGAACACGAGGUAGAUGCACUUCGCGCCCUAAGAAGGAAUUCAUCUGCAAGUAUUGUCAACGAAGGUUUACCAAAUCCUACAACUUACUGAUUCAUGAACGAACACAUACUGAUGAACGCCCUUACACCUGUGAUGUAUGUCAGAAAGCUUUCAGAAGACAAGAUCAUCUCAGAGACCACAGGUACAUUCAUUCGAAAGAAAAACCGUUCAAGUGUUCAGAGUGCGGGAAAGGCUUUUGUCAGUCUAGAACUUUAGCGGUCCACAGAAUCCUUCACUUGGAGAGUUCUCCUCACAAGUGUGCAACGUGUGGUCGCACUUUCAACCAAAGGAGUAACCUAAAAACACACCUUCUCACCCACACCGACCUCAAGCCAUACAACUGCGGUUCCUGCAGUAAGGUCUUCCGUCGAAACUGUGACCUUCGACGGCAUGUUCUUACUCACGCCUUCGACCUACCAGGAGAGAAGAUUAUUUGUAGCUCAUUCUCUUCACACGUCUCUUCUAACCGAGAGGUUGAGCUGAACAGCCCUCAGUCCCAUCUUUCAGAUGUUCUGGACGUUGAAAACUGAAAUGUCCUUAUGUACAGAGAAAGAGAUUGGAAAGUGCUCUCGUAAAUUCAAUAAUUCAUGUAAAUUCUCAGUGAAACAAUAUCUCCUUUGUUAGUUAGUGUAAAUUCUCAGUGAAACGAUAUCUCCUUUGUUAGUUAGUGUAAAUUCUCAGUGAAACAAUAUCUCCUUUGUUAGUUAGUGUAAAUUCUCAGUGAAAC
Messenger RNA from Limulus polyphemus (Atlantic horseshoe crab), 1662 nucleotides. RefSeq names its product protein odd-skipped-related 2-like. Gene Ontology annotation, molecular function: DNA-binding transcription factor activity, RNA polymerase II-specific; RNA polymerase II transcription regulatory region sequence-specific DNA binding. Lineage: Eukaryota; Metazoa; Arthropoda; Merostomata; Xiphosura; Limulidae. The transcript has 4 exons. Gene Ontology annotation, biological process: regulation of transcription by RNA polymerase II; embryo development. The record is from RefSeq and is a predicted model, not a curated record. The coding region runs from base 263 to 1465 and encodes 400 amino acids. Gene Ontology annotation, cellular component: nucleus.